AUGGGAUGGAUGUCAUGGGCGACAUUCCUCUGCCAAACUGACUGUGAGAAAUACCCUGAUGAUUGCAUUAAUGAGAAACUCUACCAAGACAUGGCCGAUAGAUUAGCUGAGGACGGAUUCCUAGAUGCUGGUUACAAUCGUGUUCAUAUUGAUGACUGUUGGAUGGAAAGAUCUAGAGACAAGCAUGGACGAUUGGUUGCUGACCGUAAACGAUUUCCUGGUGGAAUGAAAAAGCUUGCCAAAUAUAUGCAUGAUAGGAACCUUGAACUUGGCAUUUACGAGAAUUUGGGGACGACAACUUGUGAAGGAUACCCAGGAAGCCUGAACCAUAUCAAUACCGACGCCAAAACCUUUGCUUCCUGGGAUGUGGAUUACUUGAAACUAGAUGGAUGCUACGUAGACACAGCUCUCUUGCCCUCUGGUUACCGAAAAAUGGAACGCGCAUUGAACCGUACCGGGCGUCCUAUUGUUUACGCUUGUGGUUGGCCAUACUACUUCUACAAAGAGGGAAAAGAAGCUCAGGUGAAUUACGACAAGGUACGAGCGGCUUGUAACUCUUGGCGUAUCUAUCACGAUGUACUUGGAUCAUGGGAAUCGAUUGCUAAUAUAAUUCGCUUUGUUGAUGAAAAUCAGGAUGUUCUCGCUUCUGCACAAAAGCCUGGUGGUUGGAAUGAUCCAGACAUGCUUGUAGUUGGUCUACCAAAUGUUACUAUCGACCAAGCUAUGCUUCAAAUGACGCUAUGGUCCAUGUGGUCUGCACCGCUAAUUAUGUCCAAUGACCUUAGAAAGUUGAAACCAGAAUUCAAAAAGAUACUUCUCAAUCGCGAUGUAAUCGCUAUAGAUCAAGAUCCAAUGGGUCUCAUGGGAAAAUUGGUCAAAAACAGCAAGUCCGUCGGCAUCUACUUAAAGCCAGUGACACCCGCACAAGGUUGGAGAACCUCGUAUGCUCUUGCUGUGGUCAACAAAAACGAAAUAGAAGUCAAGACGGUUCAGUUCACACUGCGCUCGCUUGGAAUUCCUAAAGAAGAGUCCUAUAUAGUUCGAGAUCUCUGGACACGUGAAGACAACAGCAAUGUGACAACAUCGUACAGCUUUGAAUUCACACUACGACCCACAUCAGCGGUAAUGCUCAAGCUGACUCUUGUUUGACGCAGUAUGUGCGAUGCAAAUAAAGCAAUUCAUAAUAACAUUUUGGGGCAAUAA
Messenger RNA from Cylicocyclus nassatus, 1203 nucleotides. The record is from the annotation of a GenBank genome assembly. NCBI's taxonomy places the organism in Eukaryota, Metazoa, Nematoda, Chromadorea, Rhabditida, Strongylidae.